Peromyscus eremicus (cactus mouse) is the source of this 1869-nucleotide messenger RNA. It is a transcript of the gene Ccdc188, whose product is annotated as coiled-coil domain containing 188. NCBI's taxonomy places the organism in Eukaryota, Metazoa, Chordata, Mammalia, Rodentia, Cricetidae. The transcript has 7 exons. The record is from RefSeq and is a predicted model, not a curated record. The coding region runs from base 835 to 1845 and encodes 336 amino acids.
GACAGGCUCCAAAGCUACACAGAGAAACCCUGUUUCAGGGGGGAAAAAAAAAAAGCAAAACCAGAAGAGCUAGGCUGGAGAAGCUCAGGGAUGGAAUGGUCACCCUGUACGCACAAGACCCUAGACUGCAUCCCCAGCACUGCCAAUAAACAAAACAUGCAACUUGGCCACCAAGCACCCAGGACUGUGAGCAGCAAGACAUCUGUCAGCAUGGAACGUCGGGGCCCCUGGGGUCAGCGAGGGCCGUCGAGCAGAGCACAUCUUCAGACCGGCUUUCCAGCCUGACCUCAGGCAGGGUAAGACGCCGCUAGACUCACGUGGUGUCAUGCUAGCUGUUCCCACUCUUAAACAGACAUGAGCAUGAUUUAACCUGGGCUCAGAAGCAGGUCAUUGGCAACCUGACUGGACCUGAGGGCAUAAUCAAAGGGGUGGGGUCUUGAUGGUCUUACCCAUCCACCUUUAGUCAGCCGGAUCCUGACAGGGACACGCACUUGGGUGGUCAUUGUUGUCACACUUGAUCUCUCCCAGGGCAGUUUUCCCUAGAGUCAGCCUUCUGAGAUUGAACAGGCACCAUGAACAUUCCUCCACACACAGAGGGAACACGUAGUUGCAGGGGCUUUGGAGACAGUGAGAACAGGACUGAGACAGGAAUGGACCACUAGCCUUGCUUCUGCCCCAGCCCAUUGUGACCUCCCUGGCUGUACCCAGGCCUUUGUGACUGUCACCCUGGGUAGAUUUGUGAGCCAGGGUGACAUCUAAAGUGCCCUCAAAGAGAGUGGCAGGUCAGCCAGGCCAGAGCCUGGACCUGGGGUCAGAAAGGGGUCACAGGGAGGAAUGGAGGGGCCAAACCCCCUGGGGCCCUGCGGACACUCUCAUCCCCAGUGUCCUCCAGCCCCAGUUUCAAGCAGUCACGGAGGAUGCCUGGAUCAGCCCUGUCAGGGAUAUGUAAGGUGGCCCUGUCUGGUCCCCCAUCAGUCCACUCAGUCAUUAGAGUCUUCCAGACCUUUCCCUGCUCCAGGGACAGGGGGUGGGGGACCCAGAGUGGGAGGAGAGGCACCUGGAAUGUUUGUGUCAAAUGAAGAAGCAGAGAUGCCGAGGCAGAGAGCUCGAGAGCCGGCAGGGUCCAGACAAGAAGUGGAGGCCGAGGCAGAGUGGGGCUGGCCCCUGCAUCCAGGGCAUGAACAGGUGCCACCUAGGCAGGCAGCAUCCCCCACCUCAGGACCCAGGCCCUGCCCAUGUCCAACCAUGCCUCCCGGAGGAGGGGCCGCAGCCUCAGCCAGGUCAGCUCCCACGAAGCUCCAGAGUGGGGGAACACUGGGAUCUGCAGAGCAAUCCUUUCUACAGCUGGAGCAGGAGAACUACAGCCUGAGUGAGCUGCAACAGAUCCGACUGUCCUUUGAGAGGAAGAAGAUGGCCAUUACUGAGGUGUGGGACGGUGUGGCUGAGGUACACAUGGCUCUGAACAACCAGGCCACCGGGCUCCUGAACCUCAAGAAGGAUAUCCGGGGUGUGCUAGAUCAGAUGGAAGACAUUCAGCUGGAGAUUCUGGGGGAGAGGGCCCAUUGCCGCACUCAGGCUAGGAAGCAGCAGCAGAUGUCAUGCAUGGAGAAAGACAGGCCACAGCUGGGAUGUCCCGAGGGCCUGAAGAGCCAGCUCUGGCUGCUGGCCUUGAGGCUGCUGCUGGGUGCUCUGCUGGCCUGCACAGCGGCCUACGUGUACGUGGUGGACCCUGCACCCUUCGAGGGGCUGGUGCCACCCCUGCUGAGCCGAGCCGCCGUCUGGAAGCUCAGGGCCCUACUGGGCCCCUUCUUGCGCCUCGAGGUGGACGACUUCCUGCCUUUCUAGGCCAAAGGCACAGAGGCCCCAGAA